AUGCCAUCUCGAGCUUGCCCCACUUUCGACAGCGAACGUUUGCCCCCACGCCACGACCUAUCUGACGGGAUGGACUCGUCGCGCGACGACAUCGACUCAAUAUCGGAGUGGUAUCGGACGCCGCGAAUCCCCGAGGAGCCAGACUGCUGUGAUAUCAUGUCGAAGGAUUUUAUACUGUCGAGGCGCGGCGCGUCGGUGCAGCACUCGCGCACCUCGUCGAUCGGCGCCUCCUCCGGGUCGGUGGACGAGGGCUACCUGGCGAUGGCGCCGGGGCCCGAGCCGCCGCUGGCCGUCUCCGCCUCCAGCGGCUCCAUCUGCAGCGGCACCCCGUCCACCGACCCGCGAUUCAGCGAGUACCAGCUGGAGCCGGCGACGGCGCACAUCAGCGAGGAGCGGUCGGCGCGCGCGUACAGCGUGGGCUCGCGGCCGGGCGGCGCCCGCAGCGAGCCGGCGCGGCUGCGCGCCUACAGCGCCGGCGCGCGCCGCCGCCCGCCGCCCGCCGCCGCGGCCGCCUGCUCCGCCCCCGCCGCGCCCCACCACCCGCUCCACCCGCUCCACCCCCACAGCCACCACCCGCACGCGCCGCGCCCCUCCGCCGGCGACUUCCUCGAGCUCGACUUCUCCGCCAACUCGCCCGCGCCCAAGGUGAUAAUCCCGCGCACGCCGCCCACCGUCGGCUUCGUCGAGUCGCGGCGCAACACCGACGAGUACGUGGACAUGUCGCCGCGCAACGCAGGCUACGUGGAGAUGAGGCCGGGAGAGCCGCCCGCUACGCCGCACCCGCCGGCCGCUACGCCCGACGGCUACGUGGAGAUGAGCUACGGCCGUCCCGCCACCGGCGCCGCGCCCCCCUGCCCCUCGCCGGCGGACGCGCACGAGGCGCCGCAGGGCGCGCAGGGCGCGCAGGGCCCCCACCACGCGCUCUCCACGGUGCGCGAGAUCUCGGAGGACGGCCGCCGCAGCCCCGACGCGGCGCCCCCUCGCUCGCCCUCGCCCCCUCGCUCGCCCCCUAACUCGCCCUCGCCCUCGCCCUCGCCCGCGCCCUCGCCCGACCAGAGGGACGAGCCCAAGUCGAAGCCGAUCGACGCGCCCGAAGUAAGAGAGCCCAACAGCGCAGCGGCGGGCAGCCCCGGCGGCGCGCUGCACUACGCCGCGCUGGACCUGGAGCCGAGGCGGGCCCCCGCUGCGUCGGCGCCGCGGCUCUACACGCAGAUCGACUUCCUGCGCAGCGAGAAGCUGCAGCCGCACGCCACC
Molecule: messenger RNA, 1254 nt
Organism: Iphiclides podalirius (scarce swallowtail)
Lineage: Eukaryota; Metazoa; Arthropoda; Insecta; Lepidoptera; Papilionidae
Source: the annotation of a GenBank genome assembly